UGACUGUCGCGUUGUUUAGGACAGAGCACUUUAAACAGUCCACCAAUAGUGAACUUGGGUCACCAAGGCAUUUAUAAUCCAUAUCCAGCAUUUGUUCACGCACAACUGGGUCGGUAUGGAAGAGGCAGACCUGGUCAAGGAGCGGCUCCAAGCCAUAAUGGAUAAGAGGAAAGUCCAAGAGGACAUUGCUCAUAAAAAGCUGGAGAUUGACAAGGAGAAAUUAAAGCUUCAGCACUUAAAGAAAAAGUCCUUGAGAGAGCAAUGGCUCAUGGAUGGAGCAGCCGCCCAGAGCCCACAGCAGAGAGAGACUUUGAGGGGAGAUCAACAACAAACUAAGCUCCUCCAGACCAGCAUCCACAGGAUUGAGAAAGAGAUUGAGGCUAUGGAGAGGGAAGAGACGAUGAUAUCAAAAAACGAAGGCUUUAUACUGAAGAGACUGAAGGCUAUUGAGAAAACCCCCGAGGAGAUAAUAAAGGAGGCAAAUGAGAAUUUCAAAGAAGCUACUCUAGAUGUCCCAAAGUUCUACAAACCUCAAAUUUCAAGGAAGCAGUCCUUUAAAUUUAAUAAGGACACACCCAAACAAACCAUGUUUGCAAUGGAGAUCAACGUCCAGAAGGACCUCCGUACCGGGGAGAGCCGGGUCCUGUCUACAUCCACCGUCACCCCCCAGGAACUCCAGCAGAGAGGGGUUAAAGUCUACGACGACGGCCGUAAGUCUGUCUAUGCCCUGCAGUCUGAUGGGUCCCACCUGGGGAAUAGAGUGGAUGAGCUCAGCCCUAUAGAGGUGGAGGAGCUGCUGCGAGCAGCCACAGAACAGAAGAAGUCUCAGAGAGGACCUCGGGGCCACCAGGGCCAUCAGGAAUCAGCACCUGCAUUCUCCCCCAACUGUGGCCCUCGUGGCCACCAGCAAGCAGUGCCUUCAUUCUCCCCCAACUAUAGCCCUCUGGGCCACCAGGAACCAGUGCCUGCAUUCUCCCCCAACUGUGGCCCUCGUGCCUCCAACAAGCCCCAACAGAGUCAUGCUAAAGUCCUCCAAGGAACCAAUGGGAAUGGGUAUCAGCAGGAGUUGUAUGAGCAUGACGUCCACUCCAGGAAGGAUCUCCACUACAUUGAUGGAGUCCACCACUCAGGGCCGGAGAGUCUCUCCUCUUCCCCUCACAUUCCAGUCCCCUCUUUCAUCUGCAGGAAGGACGAGGAGUACUACCAGCCAACCAACGGGUACAACCAGAACCCUUUCUCCUAUGGCGGGGAGUUUCACCCCACCCACAACUCCUACCAUAGCCCUCGAGAGAGCCAGCAAGGCGGGAUGUUUUACAACUCGUCGGCUAAAAAGGACCAGAAACCAUCUCCGAUCUACCAGGAAGACUUGCACUUCAGUAUCCUGAACGCCAUAGACACAUCUGAGCCUAUCACUGCGAUCUUUAUGGGCUACCAAACCGCCAAGGAUGACAGUGGACGUGGUCUGGGCUACGAAGGGUCCAUCCGGGCUGAGCUUGUCGUCAUUGGCGAUGAGGAUGGGGUGGACGAGAGUAACCCUCAGCUUAACACCUACAACCCGGAUGGAUACAACAACUGGGGUUAUCAUCACUCUCAACCUCAACAGAAAUUAAUACAUUACAUGGCAGAGACCACCGCUAAUAUUAACGCUAACAAUGCGUCACCGUACACAGCGUCAAAGAAGUUGGUCUACCCUGGUCAACAGGCCAAAGAGGCAAUCUACCCAUAUUCAGAUGGACAGUUGGACGGGACAGAGAAGCACCCAGCCCCAGGUAUCAGAAAGAUUCAAAAGAUUCAAAAGAGAAAGAAGCCAUGCUGCAUGCACAUGUAACCAACCUGCAACUGUUGACACUAGCUACCUAACAUCACUUCCUUUGCUUUGACUGACAGCACUUUUGAGGUUUCUCAUUGGCUGCCUAGUGUGUUGAACUGUAUGCUGUAUGCUGGCUUCUCUGUUGCAUCAGUUUGUUCUUGUCUUAAUCAUUGUAACACAGACUGACCUGAAACUCUCAUUCUAAUCACACUCUGUCACUGUUUACAUACAUAGUGAUGUUGUGUAUCCAUACCAGAGCUUGU
Molecule: messenger RNA, 2073 nt
Organism: Oncorhynchus masou masou (cherry salmon)
Lineage: Eukaryota; Metazoa; Chordata; Actinopteri; Salmoniformes; Salmonidae
Gene: palmda
Product: palmdelphin a
Exons: 9
Coding region: 116-1828 (570 amino acids)
Biological process (GO): regulation of cell shape
Cellular component (GO): cytoplasm; membrane
Source: RefSeq, a predicted model, not a curated record